Molecule: messenger RNA, 4837 nt
Organism: Anneissia japonica
Lineage: Eukaryota; Metazoa; Echinodermata; Crinoidea; Comatulida; Comatulidae
Product: myogenesis-regulating glycosidase-like
Exons: 3
Coding region: 470-2494 (674 amino acids)
Biological process (GO): carbohydrate metabolic process
Molecular function (GO): hydrolase activity, hydrolyzing O-glycosyl compounds
Source: RefSeq, a predicted model, not a curated record
GUUUACUUACUCAUCUUUUUAAGAUUCACUCUAGUGGUGCUCUAAAUUCUGAAGGUAAUAAGGUAGAAGGCUUCUGGUGUAGUGACUCUGCAAAUUUUUGUAAGGUAGAGGAUUUAAUGUAAGUGGACUGUACCAUAUCCACAAUAUGUAAUGAAGUUGAAAACGUUUUACUUUGCAUUCAGUUCACUUAUGGGCAUGCAUGAUCACUGCAUCGGCGAAAAUGAUCCAUUAAUUAGAAAAGCUAUUUAAAGGACAUCUCAUCUCAACUGCUCAUUUGAUCUGGUGAAUUGGCAAUGGAGAAGUUGAACAUAGCAAUUUGAACGAAAUUCCAGCGGCAUAUGCUAACAGAUGUGUCUUCAGAAAGAGCUUUAUUAAACAUUUUUGUUUGCUGUUUCAUAUUUAAGUAAGAAUUUCAGCCGUGGGCUUCAUGUUUGAAAUCUUGUUACAUACUGGCUCCUAAAAAGACUAAAUGUGUCACGUCGGCAAAAAAGCGAGGCAAGCAUUCACUGUCAUCUCGAUUGGUGUGAUAUUCACAGCCAUAAUGGUAUGGUUUUACCUGUCACAGUCUUACAAUUUGGAAUAUAACCUAGGGAAAGAUUUCAUCUCAAUAAAACCUAAAUUUAAUAGUUUAACAAUUCGUAAUCUUGAAGAAAAGCUUUUUCAAAUGAGAUUUGGGUCACAGAUAAAGAGCCCUGUCUACGCUGCUGAUUGCAAUAUUCACACAGGUAUAAUGAGUGCGUGCAUAGAUUGGAUUAAUGCCACGAACAGUGUUACUUACGCACGGGCCAUUAUGAAAUAUGAGGACUUAGAUGGGGAUGUGAAUUGUUUAAAUGUACAUUGGGAAGUCUAUUCAGCAGAUUUUCAACUUGAAGAUUGUAUAUCCAUGGACAUUGGUCAUUGGUAUGGUGGGGCCGAAAUUUAUCAUUUAAAAUGGCCACUGGAAAAAAGUAGCAUUCCUAUGCAACCAUAUGUUAGCAUGGAUCUAAUUGAACAUCAUCAAGCAUAUGGGUCGGUCCUUGAAAGAUACUGGUUGUCAUCAAAUGGAAUAGCGAUUAUCGUUGAUAAAACAACACCUUUACAUGCAAGCAUAAAUGAAGGUGACAGUGAGGAAUUAUGUUUAAGAUCUUCAUACAGAAACUCACCGUACAAAAACCCAUUAGGCAUCCUUCCGCAUUUAAAGUACUCCAUAUGUCUGAGCAAAGACAUGAGAAAAGUGCACGAUUUUAUUGCAAAGAAGAAUUUCAAGAAGCCAUUAGACAUGCCUGAUAAAAGAAUGUUUGAGUCGCCAAUUUGGUCAACAUCAGUGCGGUACAAGAAAAAUAUAACACAGGAACUUGUGCUGAGCUAUGCAAAUGAAAUAAAAGAGAACCAGUUUCCAUGCAGUCAUAUUGAAAUUGAUGAUUUUUAUAAUACACAGUAUGGAGAAAUAGAUUUUGAUUCACAGAAAUUUCCAAAACCUCCUGAAAUGAUCCAACAACUUCAUGGCCUCGGAUUCAGAGUCGGCUCCUGGUUCCAUCCAUUUGCAAAUUUCUAUUCUAAUUCUUUCAAGGAAGGCCUCUCCAAUGGAUAUUGGAUCUGUGACUCAAAGAACACUGUUCCUGGUCUUGUGAAAUGGUGGAAUGGCGUCGCAGCUACAAUCGAUCCUACAAAUCCUGAAGCGGCUGAGUGGUUCCUUGGCAGGCUGAGGAACUUACAGGAGGUUACAGGUAUCGACUCCUUCAAAUUCGAUGCUGGCGAAGCACAAUUCCUUCCAUUAUAUUUUUCUUCCAAUGAGACACUCAACGAUCCUAAUUUAUAUUGUUCACGUUAUGUCAGUAUGGUAGCAGAGAUGGGAAGUAUGGUAGAAGUACGUUGUGGUCAUCAAUCUCAACAAUAUCCGGUAUUUGUACAAAUUAUGAAUAAGGACUCGACUUGGGGCUAUGAAAACGGUCUUAAAACAUUGAUCCCGUCAGUAAUUUUGUUUGGUAUUCUUGGAUACCCAUUUGUAUUACCGAACAUGAUUGGUGGAAGUGGGUACAUAAAUGGUAACAUCAGUGCUGAUGAUAAGCCAGAGAGAGAGCUUUUCAUUCGCUGGUUGGAGGUAACUGCUUAUCUUCCUUCAAUGCAGUUCUCUAUUACUCCAUGGCAGUAUGAUGAUGAAGUUGUCAGUAUUGCAAAGAAGAUGGUGAGCAUACACAAUGACAAGGUCGCACCUCUUGUACUGGAAUUAGCCAAAGAAACCCUUACCACAGGACACCCAAUCAUUCGUCCACUGUGGUGGAUUGCACCAAAGGACCCCAAUUGCCACCAGUUGGAUUCAGAGUUUCUCAUUGGGGAUUCAUUCCUUGUUGCACCGAUAUUAGAAUUUAAAGCGAGAGAUCGUGACAUUUACCUACCAGCUGGUCUUUGGAAAGAUACUUCAACUACGAACAAGUAUCCAGGUGGAAAAUGGAUUGAACAUUUUUCAGUUCCUCUGGAUCAUGUAGCAACAUUUGAAAAGAUAAGUGAGGAAUAAAAAAAAUAGCUAUUUGAUAAUCAUCAGUUUGCUUUCGCUUUACAGCAUGCUGUAGCAUCUGCAAAUACCAUUCCAUAACCAUCAAGGGUUUGUAUAGUUGGCUGGGACCCCAUUUUCUUGUGGGCCUCCCUUUGAUAAUCUAAAUCAAACUACAGCAUUAUAUUCAAAAGUGUGCUCAGUUUUUGUUUCAUUCAGAAACAAGACAAAAGACAGAAAAAGUGAACAAUAUGGAAAGGUACAAGUGACAAUAAACCAAAGAUUUACCCGCGAGUUUCAAAAUAUACUAUAUAAACCUACAUUAACAUAGAAAUUUAAAGAUUCAAAGAAAUAAAAAAAUAAUAUUGCACAAUUUGUAUUACCAAACAGGCAAAGAGAAGACACUCAUUAAACACUCAUGGACUAAAAAAGUUCAUGAAAUAUAACAAUUGAAAUAAACAUUUUCAAAAAUAAAAAAAACUUGCAUCAAUUUAAAGACUCAAAGAAGUAAAAAAAAAAAUGUAACGAAAUUCACCAUUUACAUUCUAGAAUGCUUCAGAACAAGGAUGCCUUUCUCCUGACCCACACCAGAGCCUUUUCAUUGGACCACACAAGGGUGAUUGAUAUUUGGCUCUCAUAUUAAACUUACCCCCUCCUCCACCCUCAAGCCUCUUAAAGAAUCCUGGUUAUGGGCUUGUUGUUAUCUAGGGUUGAUAUGUAGCAUAGAGUGGAAUGUAGGUUAUCCAGUCAAAAAAACUUAAGAAAAUAACAAAAACACUGACAGGCAAUUGAACUGUUAUCAGCAUUUUUCUGUCGUCACUUGUCAUGAACACUAAUGCACCUGAUGCUGCCAGAUCCAUUUGAAUUUUCUAAUGUUAAAUUAAUUGGUCCGUGUUGAAGCUGUUGCUACAUUUUGGAUUAUGUCCCCAGGUACUAAAACGCCGUUUUUUUGCAUGUUUGUGCGUGGUUGUUUAUGUAUUGGAACAGGAUGUGAAUACUUGAUUAUGUGAUGCACAGAGGAUGCAGUUGUUGAGGUGAAAAAUGGGCCGUGUCACCACAAAAUAAGGCAAAUCACAAUAACAUAUAAAGGAAAUGUAAUACACUGAUUUUAGAUAUUAUAGACCAUGAUUGUAAUCACUAAUAACUUUUACAUUUGGCAAAAGAAUGAAGGAUGCUUUGCUAUGUCAGGUGAUUAUGAAUACGUAAAUUACUUUCAGUUUAUUUUGUAAAUACAUACCUUGAAACAAACUUAUAAACAGUUUUGCUGAGAUAAGAACCAAUUUAUUUAGCGACAAUGAAGUCUGAAUUAGACAUCUAAUUCCAAUGAAAGUGUAUAUAUGAAAUACUAUACAAAUUAUAAAAACAUUUAUUAUUAUAGAUAUACUUUUAAUAUUAGUAUAAUUUAUAAGGAUUAGAAAUUUACUAAUUAUGGUAGUUGGUAUACUUAAGUCACAUAAACUAGGCAAAGUAUGUCACUCAUAAACUAAAAAAAUUACAGUUAAUGUAUGUAAAUUUUAUAACUUUAUAUUUUUAGGAUAUGUUAACCAAAUUUAUACUUGUUUAUAAUUUCAACUUUUAUAAUUAUCCCAUAAAAAAGUUCAAGUAUUCUACUUUAUGUAGUAGUGGUAGAGCCAAACCAUUUUGACAUAGGGAAUGUGGAUUGAAAUACGUGGCAAGGGGUAAGUAGGGAGUGGGCGGGGACAUACAGAAUUAAGGCAUCCAAUAUUUCAACUGAAUUUUAUAUAAUUUUUACAUAGUAUUCAUAUACAUCUAAAAAUACAUACAUACUUUUUUUAUAAGCCAAACUACGCUCUAUUUUAAAUUUCCCUGUUAUUUCUUUGAAAUAAUCUAAUAAAACUAAUGUGCAAAUGUUGCCUGAUACUGAAUUUGAUGUAUGCUAUUAACUAAUUACUUAAACUCACCACAUUGCAUUGAACCCUCACUCAAAAGGAGGAUAGAACAUGAUGGAUAGAUGAACAUUCUACUUUUUAACGCUUCAGACCAAAAAAAUGUAUUAUUAGUAUUAUCCAUACUGAUAUUGUAUUUACAAAUGAAUAUUGAUGACCAUAAUUUCAUGGAAAAUGCUUUAUUUAUUAUUAGCUUUCACCGCUUUUAUUAUUUAUUCAUUCUUUCAGAAUGAUUGAGUUGAAUGAGCAGAAUCUGUAAUUUUAAUUAAUAUGUGUAUAUAUUAACGGUAAGGCUUAACGCUAUUGUUGAUUUGAGACAUAUAAUGAACCAAAGUGCAUUAUGAAUGCUAUCUUGCAUGUAGUCGUAUCAAAGGUCAGUAAGGCAAGCUAUGUAAACAUUUAUUUUCAUGAGCAUAAAACAGAGAAAAAGAUAAUAAAAUGAUAAUUAAAUUGUCAAAAA